Messenger RNA from Copidosoma floridanum, 425 nucleotides. RefSeq lists its product as uncharacterized. The record is from RefSeq and is a predicted model, not a curated record. NCBI's taxonomy places the organism in Eukaryota, Metazoa, Arthropoda, Insecta, Hymenoptera, Encyrtidae.
UCCUUAUUACAGAGCAUAGAGUCCCUCUCAUCCUCAGUACUGAAUAAUAUUUUCUGGAAACAGCAACCAUGAGGAUUUUCGCUCUCGCUGUACUACUCGUCGUCAUUUGCGUUGUCCAGAACACCACAGCAGUGACACCAGAUUGGCAGUACAGGACAAAGUUGAGUCACUGGAGUAGCGUUUCUGCGAUUUCCGAUAGGACCUUCGGUUACAUCCGGAAAAUUGGCAAGACAAAUUGCUCAAAAAAGGCAAACUCGGAUCUUCGGAGCAUGACAGAAGCUGCCAGAAUUGGAAUCUGGAACUGCGUCGAUGCCUCGACCAGCGAAGCUGAGGGAAUCGCUUGCGCCAAAGCUGAGGUGGUAAAAGCUUCGGCCAGAGCUGACGAGAUCUUGAGGAAGGCAAAGUAUUGUGCACAGCGUUAUUAG